AUCUAGUUCGUCAACUUAUUUAAGACAAAUCACAAAUCUAGCAUUCAUUUCUUUCUUUCCUUCUAGAUAAUUAUAACUUAACAAUGGCAGCUGGAAUGAUGAUGAAACUUUUCUGUGUUAUGUUUGCUUGCAUGUUGGUAUCAUCACCUUAUGCUGAGGCUGCCAUUACAUGUGGUCAGGUUGUGACCAAGUUAAUGCCAUGCCUAAUUUACCUUAGGGGCACCGGUGGUGCCGUUCCACCGGCGUGCUGCAAUGGCGUUAAGGGUCUAAAUUCCGCCGCUAGCACCACCCCUGACCGUAAAACUGCUUGUAAUUGCUUGAAAAGUGCUUAUGCUUCUUACUCUGGCAUUAAUCCUGACAAUGCUCUUGGCCUUCCUAGCAAGUGUGGUGUUAACAUUCCGUACAAGAUCAGUCCUAGCACUGACUGCUCUAAGGUGGUUUGAAGCUCAUCUCGAAAGGAGAUACGCUUGCUAUUUGGAACGUGAAGAAUAAACCUAUUAAUAAUUACUCGUAUAUGUUUUUCUCUUGCAAUGCAAAGGGAAUACAUAGAUAUGUAUUUGUUUUACUUUCAUGUUGGUCUAUGGACUCAUGCUAUGUUCUCUGUUUACAUUUAACUUAUUUCUGGAUACAUUAAUUUACCUAGCUAUGCUAUGAAUUUUGGCA
Molecule: messenger RNA, 663 nt
Organism: Erigeron canadensis
Lineage: Eukaryota; Viridiplantae; Streptophyta; Magnoliopsida; Asterales; Asteraceae
Product: non-specific lipid-transfer protein Lac s 1-like
Exons: 2
Coding region: 84-443 (119 amino acids)
Biological process (GO): lipid transport
Cellular component (GO): membrane
Molecular function (GO): lipid binding
Source: RefSeq, a predicted model, not a curated record